Molecule: messenger RNA, 1740 nt
Organism: Heterobilharzia americana
Lineage: Eukaryota; Metazoa; Platyhelminthes; Trematoda; Strigeidida; Schistosomatidae
Source: the annotation of a GenBank genome assembly
GUUUGGCAGGCGUCUUCUUGAUAUUGUUUGCUGAUCCAAGUGUUUUAGUUCUGUUGCACAGGUCUCACUGCUCUCUUACUAUUUGUUUGUAGUGCACCUUCAAAUAAAAAAGAAUGCCGCGGGCAUCUGCUCUUCUAGUUAGCGAUUCGAGGCAGCAGUUUACCUGCUGCCUAUGUCUCCAUGUUAGGACAGGAACUAUAAUAUUUGGAAUCGCACAAAUAGUGAUUCAGCUUAUCUUCAUAUCAUUUCUCUUCUUAAUGGCCUUCAACCCACGACUAAUACCGGAGGAUACUCAUGGGAAGCUGGAGCCAUCUCAAGCUAAUAUCCGUUUCUACGUUUUCUCAGCACUUUUCCGUCUUGUUCCUGCUGUUUCUGAUAUCCAUGAGUCAUUAACACUCCCCUCUCCUGGAGCUCAAAAUCUUGAUGAUAAGAAAAUUACUAUCACUCAGAGUCUGGAUCCCGACUCCAACUUUAUGAGUGAUGUUCCAGGUUACAAAGAUGGUUUCAUCAUGGAUGUCAACAAUAUGCCUCCAAGACUCUCUUUCGAAACUCACAAACAAGAUCGUUGGGCUCAUGAAAUUAAGAUGCGUCAUUUUAGUCCGUAUAUCGCCGUUUGCGUGACAGCAUUUUCCUUAGCAUUUUGCUGUUUCAUGGUCCACGGAGCAGUCACACGGCAGCCGACUCACCUACUUCCAUUUUUCUUCAUUCAAGUCUUCGAUCUCAUCAUAUGUUUUAUUCACAUACUUGGAUUUAUGUCUUCAGCAUCAGAUCUGCGUUUGAUGAUUCACACCAAGACGGGACCUAUUUACAUCAAGUCGACAAGUUUAACGUUCAUCAUUCUAGCCAUCUCAUGUAUGAUGCUAGCUUUCAAGGCCUAUUGUCUGGGUAUGGUUUGGGAUUGUUACAAAUAUUUGAUGUUGAAUCGAAGAGGUAACAUACUGGAUGAUUGGUAUUCUGACCAGUGGGGUAAUUUGUCAACGUUUUGGAGUCUACUCCGAGCUGGACGUCCUCGAAACAACAAUUCGACUGUUAACUCAGGUUCAGCAAAUGAGUCUAAUAUAGGAACCCAUCCUGAUCCUGUUGCAUACGACCCAUCCAAUGAUUUACCAAAAUAUGAGGAUAUAUUGAAAAUUCCUGCAAAUGCUUAUGCCCCUCCACCCUAUUACUGUUCUAACAUCAGUGGAAACAACAGUCCAGCUGCAGCGGAUGGUAAUGCUGUUACACGAACUGUUAUUAAUACUAAUAACUCAAAUAAUGUUAAUACAACUGGUAAUACACCACCUACGCCCAAUGCAACUAACAAGGACGAUACACAGACUCAGAGUUCACCAGCAGAUGCUCAUCCUUCGUGCUAAUUUGAUUCUAUAUAAAAGUAAUCUACCCAUUAAGGACUUAUUGCAAGGUGGUAUAGUUUUUGCAUCAAAUCAUGAUGAAUGUUGAUAUGUUCUUAAAAGUUAAUCUGAAAACAUUUGUAUUUCUGUGUAUUUGCAUACAAGCACUUAUUUUUAUUUUGCGCACGAAGAUAUGUUUGUUUGCUGAUUUUCCGCCCCUGUUCUGCUUUCCAAAGUUUAUUUCCAGCUCUUUUAAAGAGACAUUAGAAGUCUGAUUCACUAAUUUCCAACUUACAUUUUUCUCUCUCUUAAAGUUAUACAAUUAUAAUUACAGUUAUAAAUAUGUAUUUUAAGUUUAUAUCCUUACUAGUAUCCUUAUAUAUAUAUAUAUAUAUAUAUAUAUAUAUAU